Penicillium samsonianum is the source of this 1524-nucleotide messenger RNA. RefSeq lists its product as uncharacterized. Gene Ontology annotation, molecular function: DNA-binding transcription factor activity, RNA polymerase II-specific. Gene Ontology annotation, biological process: regulation of transcription by RNA polymerase II. Lineage: Eukaryota; Fungi; Ascomycota; Eurotiomycetes; Eurotiales; Aspergillaceae. The coding region runs from base 1 to 1524 and encodes 507 amino acids. The record is from RefSeq and is a predicted model, not a curated record. The transcript has a single exon.
AUGCGACUCGGUCCACGAGAAUUACUCGAGUAUAACGCGAAACACAAAGUGCUGAUUUGCCGAGAUUGCCACUACGCCAUUCAGAAAAAUGCGUUGGGGAGCCAUUUGCUCCGUCACAAAAUUUACCGAGAAGAAAGGCUUCGCUUAUUAUCCACCAUUCAUCAACUCGACAUCGUUGAACCGGAUGAUGUGCCACUGCCUGGUCCAAGUACCCUGCCGGUUGAUGCCCUACCCGCAGUGUCUGGGUAUUCCUGCACCAUGGCCGGGUGUGGGCAUCUCUGUGCUAGCUCCAAACGCAUGAGACGCCACUGGAGUGAUGCCCACAAUGCUAGUGCGCCGAAUAAUUUUGCCUCUCAAGCGCGCUCUGUGAAGCUUCAGACGUUCUUUCGCGGUACGAAACUCAAGUAUUUCGAGGUCUCUGUGCCAAGUAGAGCCGCAGAGUCACAGGGCUUCGAUGAAGGGAGUGGGCUUGACAGACAGGACUCUGUUGUGAAUGAAAUGUCGUCACUAGCACAGCCGAUGUCACUUUCUGAGUCUUCUCCCGUGGUAGACCUAGAGACAUUGACCUACUUCCAUCAUUUCAUCAUUGCAACGUGUCUAACACUUCCCAAAAUCGAGGAUUCUCCACCGUCACAAUACUGGGGGACAUACGUCAUUUCGUUGGCUCUACAACAACGGUGGCUGAUAUGCGGAUUGCUGGCCAUUUCCGCGUACCAUUCAGCCACGCUCGAGGGCGAGACAACAGCACAGCAAAAGCACUGUGAGUGGGCGACCAAGCUCCGUUCCGAAUUCUUCCUCGGAUUCAACGAGAUAAUGAACAAUAUUUCAGACACUGCGUCCACCGAGAAUUUCCAGGAAACGAAAAACGCAGCAAUCCAAGUAAGGAGCAUCAUGAGCUGUGCGCGGUGGACUUUGACUGGAUUCACUGCGAAUUAUGAGACUGUCCUGGGUCCUGCCACAGUCCAGUCUUGGCUACAAUCUUUACUAUGCGAGGUUCAAGAUUUUGCGUCUUCUCAACUGGGAGACUCUUCAGAUAUCGAGCAGAGCAAGGGCGAUGAGAUUCGAACAUCUUUGAGUACGAAUCGCCCACAAGAUACCGCCACAACACCGACUGUGCUACUCAACCGUCUUCAGAUGCUCCCUUAUCGUAUGGCCGAGAUAUUCGGAAAACCAGAUCAUGAGCAAGAUGCCCCGGCUGUUAUACACGGCAUUGCAGCCUUGCUUCGAUGCUGUAGCAGCAUUUUUGAGUCCAAUGGUUUACCAGCCAAUGAUUUAUCAAGGCCGUGGCAAGGUAUAAGCGCAUGGUUAAACAAAACCACGGACCACUUCAAUCAUAUGGUUUCACUUCAAAAUCCAGCAGCGCUUAUCCUGCUAGCCCACUGGGCGGCCAUUCUGCUUAAGCGGGCUGAAGUUUAUGAGUGCUGGUUCAUACAUGGGUUUUCAAGGGCGAUUGUUUUGCUUAUUCACGAACAUCUUUCUACGGAUGAUGCAGGUCAAAAUUUGGUUGAAGGCCUGCUGGAGUGA